Molecule: messenger RNA, 1326 nt
Organism: Syzygium oleosum
Lineage: Eukaryota; Viridiplantae; Streptophyta; Magnoliopsida; Myrtales; Myrtaceae
Product: universal stress protein PHOS32-like
Exons: 2
Coding region: 16-810 (264 amino acids)
Source: RefSeq, a predicted model, not a curated record
CGCCCCACUCCGACAAUGCAGCAGCCGCCGCCCCCGCCGCACCACCACCACCACCACCACCACCACCACCACCAGGACUCCGAUCACCCCCAGCUCCCCACCAUCAAGAUCCACCACCCCUCCUCCCCCCGCCACCACCACUCCUCCGCCACCCCCACCGCCGGCGCCAACCGCAGGAUCGGCGUCGCCGUCGACCUCUCCGACGAGAGCGCCUUCGCCGUCCGCUGGGCCGUCGACCACUACCUCCGCCCCGGCGACGCCGUCAUCCUCCUCCACGUCAGCCCCACCUCCGUCCUCUUCGGCGCCGACUGGGGCCCCCUCCCCCACCUCCCCACCGCCGCCCCUUCCCCCGAGCACCCCCUAAACCCUAACCCUAGCCCCAACCACCAGAACCGGCCGGAGGAGGUCCAGAAGUCCCAGGACGACUUCGACGCCUUCACGAGCGCCAAGGUCGCCGAUCUCGCGAGGCCGUUGAAGGACGCCCAGAUACCGUACAAGAUCCACAUAGUCAAGGACCACGACAUGAAGGAGAGGCUGUGCUUGGAGGUGGAGAGGCUGGGCUUGAGCGCCGUGAUCAUGGGCAGCCGGGGGUUCGGCGCCGCGAGGCGAGGGAGCGACGGGAAGCUCGGGAGCGUGAGCGAUUACUGCGUGCAUCACUGCGUUUGCCCUGUUGUGGUUGUCAGAUACCCCGAUGAGAAAGAUGGUGGAAAUGGCGGCGAACCCAUCGUCGCGGUGAACGAGGUCGCCGAGGAGGAGGAUGAGGUGGCCGUGAGCGUGGCCAGAGACGAGCAGAAGCAGAAAGAUGCUUAGCAUCAACCAGGAGUGACGCCUGAUCGGCAUAUGUGCUGGUAUGCUUCUUUGGAUUGAACAUCACACAUGCAGUUCCUUCUUUGGUCUUUUGGUUUUGCUAUUUCUCUUAGAAGCAGAGGUUACUGUAGCCCUUCCCAACCAUUUAUUGCUUUGUGAUGACCUCUUUUAGUUUUCAUGCGAUGAUACAGGGGUUGCAAGCAUGACUGCAAUUUAGAUUUCACAAGCAGCUAAGCUGUUUCUUUUGGCUCUCCGAUGGGAUGCGAUAGCUAAUUAUGAGAGCAUAGCUGAACCGAUGAGGAGUUAAUGAAUGAGAUGAAUCUCGCUGUGUAAGCGGUGUAGGACUUGUUUGAUCACUUCUGGCCUUUGUUUUGUUGUGUAUGAACUUUGGGAGGUUUGGAUGAACAACUAAGUGUGCUUUUGAGGUUCAAGAUAAUGUUGUGUGGGGCGUUGUGUUGUUCGACCUAUUUGUGAUACAAACAUCGUAUCGUUUUCUAUGUUAAGAAUUGUUUUUCUCAA